This is a messenger RNA of Hirundo rustica (Barn swallow), 3410 nucleotides long. Its product is annotated as serine/threonine-protein kinase pim-1-like. The coding region runs from base 1 to 957 and encodes 318 amino acids. The transcript is spliced from 10 exons. Lineage: Eukaryota; Metazoa; Chordata; Aves; Passeriformes; Hirundinidae. The record is from RefSeq and is a predicted model, not a curated record. Gene Ontology annotation, molecular function: protein serine/threonine kinase activity; ATP binding. Gene Ontology annotation, biological process: negative regulation of apoptotic process; protein autophosphorylation. Gene Ontology annotation, cellular component: cytoplasm.
AUGGAGAUCGCGGCCGCCGGCCCCGAGCCAGCGGCGUCCCGUUCGAAAGAGCGAACGCCUGCGGAUGCCGGGGCCGGGCCGCUGGAGAGGCGCUCGGGGGCCGUUGCUGGCCCCGGGCCGAGCGCUGACAGCCGCGUCUCGCCGGCAGGGAAGGCGCAGGACGCCCUGCAGGAGCGGUACCGAGUGGGUUCGCUGCUCGGGCGCGGCGGCUUCGGCCGCGUCUUCGCGGCCACGCGGCUCUCGGACGGCGCCCCGGUGGCCAUUAAAAGGGUGCCACGGAACCGCAUCCGGCGCUGGGGCGAGCUGCCCAACGGCACCAGCGCACCAGUGGAGAUCGUGCUGCUGGAAAAGGUGUCCACUGGCUUCCCUGGCGUCAUCCAGCUGCUGGAGUGGCUUGAGCUCCCCAACAGCAUUGUGAUGGUGCUGGAGCGCCCGGAGCGGUGUCAGGACCUCCAGCAUUUUAUUCGAGCUCGGGGCUUCCUGACGGAGCAGGUGGCACGGGAGCUGUUCUGCCAGGUCCUGGAAGCCGUGCAGCACUGCACCAGCUGUGGAGUCUUUCACAGGGACAUCAAGCCAGAGAACAUCCUGGUUGACCUGGCCACCGGGCAGGCCAAGCUGAUUGACUUUGGCUGUGGCACCUACCUUCAAGAGACAGCCUACACUGAGUUUGCAGGAACACCAUCCUACAGCCCCCCGGAAUGGAGCCAGUUUGGGUGGUACCAUGGCGAGGCAGCAACCGUCUGGACCCUGGGCAUCCUGCUGCACCAGAUGGUGUGCGGAAAGCACCCUUUCAGGAGGGGCUGGAACAGGAGCUAUGGCCAGCUCCCGCUGCCACAGCGGCUCUCUCAUGACUGUCAAGUUCUCAUCAGGUGGUGUUUAUCCCCGCACUCCUUGGACAGGCCCUCACUAGAAGACCUUUUGUGUGAACCUUGGGUGCAGGAUAUUCAUCUGCCCUAGAAGAAGGGAGAGAGCCACGUGCACACUUUGAUCCAGGCACUGGGAAGAAGGAGCCCCUGGAGAAGCUGUACCAGGUGGGCUUGCUGCUGCUGGAGACCUGGAGGAUGACAGCAAGGAUGAGAACCUCUUCCUGCACCUGGCCACCGACAGCUGAAGAUGCCGGACUUGGAUUCUGGCACUUUCUUCAAAGCCGGGCUCCACAGCGAAUUUGCAGAUGAGUGCACACCCGGGUGGAUGCUCCCAGAUUUGGGCAUUGCUCAGCCUGGCCAGGAACCAAAGGUUCCCCCCUUUGCUGGGGUGGAUGCAACUGAUCCUUCAGUUGGCUGCCUUGCUGCUUUUUGGCAGGGCUGGGGAGAUGGGCUGGGCUGGUUACCAAAUGGGAGUUGGCUCCUGGCCCUGCCAACAGCCCCCACCACGCACCGUGCCCCAGGCUGGGGCUGGGGCUGGGGCAGCCAGCCCAACACAAACAAACGCCCAUGGCGGGGGCAGAGGUGGGUCUCCAGAACCUGUCCAUGGGCGGCUCUGCUUUGCAGGCAAGGAAGGGCUUGGGCUGCUCCACUGCCCUUGGUUGCUUUGGGAUCUUUCUGGGGGCAGUGCAGGGGGGAUGGGAGAGAACAUGGGCUUCCCUCUCACCCGUGGGUGGGUUUUUCCCCAGCAUGUAGGGGUUGGGCCUUUCUCAAGCCCCUGACAGAUACAAGAUCUUUUACCAUUUUUCUUGUUUCCCCUUUUUGUCUGUCAUCAAUUUUCAGUAGUUUGUUGUUUGUUUUUCUAAAGGAAGUGUUCUAGGUAGUGUCCGGUCUGGAUCGGGAAGUGCUUGGGAGCAGCUGUGGCGUGGAUGGGCCGUGCCCUUGGGGAAGGCUGAGGACAUCGUUUGGGAGCAGCUUUUCUUGAGGCAGCAGAUGGCGUGAGCCGGGCUCUGCGGAUGCUGAGGCUGCUCUGGGCUCUGCCAGGGCUCUGCUGGGCUCAGCCCUGGGCACGGCUGGGCUCGCUCUGCCCUCACAUUGCUCUGACAGCUUUGCACCAGACGAGCCCUUUCCAAGCACAGCGCCUGAGCUUUCUGCUUUUGCAGAAGUGCCACGAGUGGGCGAAACCUGGCGAGUGGGCCGUGUUCCUGAGACAGUGCUGUCUGGAGUUAAUGGCUGAAGAAUUGCCCUUCUGCACUUGUAAACCAGAGCAAAAAGCUAUAACGUUUUAUAAAAGGAAUGUCCUUUGCUGCUGGUUCCCAUGUGGAGCAGCUCCCUUCCCGCUGGCUGAGCUGCUCAGGGAGAGCUUGGCAGCUGCUGGCCCUGCAGGGCUGAGGCUUUUCCCCGUUGCUGAGCACAGACUGAUGGAACAGCACUGCUGAACAUGAGGACACCCAGAGGGAGCAGAAGCAGCUGCCUUUGUCCACCUGAAGCUCCAAGGCCCAAACUCUGAGCACACAGGGCUGGAAGAGACUGGCAGGCUCCCUGUUUGCUGUGCUGCCCCACUUGUGCCCGGCCCAGCUCUGCGUGAGGCUGAGGGAGAACAAGGGGCAGCUCCCUGCCAGCCCCAGCCCAGGGACCCCUCCGGCCCCAGGGCUUGGGGCACUGUCAGCACCCGCUGCUCCAGCCACCGCUUCUGCUGGCCCUGACAGCAACAAGCAAAUUGUGGCUGAUCCCCAGGGAGCAGCAGCAGUGCCUGGAUCUGAUCCCUCACUCUGGCGCAGGGCUGGACAAAGGACCCCCACAGCAGCAGCAGCACAUGGAGCUGACUUUCAGCACAGCCCCUGCCACUGUUCCCUCCCGUGUGCACUGGUGUCACAGCAGCCUGAGGCACCUGGGAGCCCUCAGGGCCAGCAGGGACUUGAGAUGGCAGCCCUGGGCUCCUGGAGGUUGUGCAAGGAACAGAGGUGGGGGCUCCUUCUCCACCUAGAGCUUCCAGAUGGAAAAGGCUGCUGUGAGCAGGCAGCUCCAAGGGCAGAGAAAGGAGGGUCUGGACCUCUGGAUCUGUGCCAGUUCAGCAUUGCUGAGCCUCCCCUUUUGUGCUCCUUUCCUGCUUUGAACUGGAGUAAAUUACACUGAUUCCUUCAGGUGCUGUGUGUGUCUUUGGUGCUGACCCUGCCCACUGAUUAAACAACACUGGCACAGUCUGGCCAGAUCACACCAAAAUGUCUCUUUUUCAAUGUAAAUGUGAGGAUUCCGUCCCCUCCAAAAUUCUGAGAUGGGAACACCUUCUUUAGUGGUCACUGGCUCUGGAGUGGACUGAGGUCUGAGCACUCUGCAAGCCAUGGGGGAGUCACUCCAAAGAAGCUGAAGCACUGGAUGUAUUAAAAUGCAUCCGGGAAUUGCAUAUGGAGAAAGGAAAAGAACUUGUGGGUUUGGAAGAAAAAGCUGAAUUUUGUUUAAGAGCACAUUGGAAACAGCACUAACAGAAGGAACGAUUCUUGUUGGAACCCUCCCACAAGGAGUGACAGAAGAAGGUUUUAAUCUUGA